Messenger RNA from Paramacrobiotus metropolitanus, 1062 nucleotides. RefSeq names its product alpha-2B adrenergic receptor-like. NCBI's taxonomy places the organism in Eukaryota, Metazoa, Tardigrada, Eutardigrada, Parachela, Macrobiotidae. Gene Ontology annotation, biological process: G protein-coupled receptor signaling pathway. The coding region runs from base 1 to 1062 and encodes 353 amino acids. The transcript has a single exon. Gene Ontology annotation, molecular function: G protein-coupled receptor activity. The record is from RefSeq and is a predicted model, not a curated record. Gene Ontology annotation, cellular component: membrane.
AUGAACAGAAGCCAUAUUAAUAUUUCCUCAUCGUGGCAUCGUGAGAGCACGGUGUUUAUGGGUUAUUUAUAUCUGAUUCUCACCGUCUUCUCGUACUUCUCUAACAUCUUCCUCCUGUUGAUUUACCACAAGAAUCCCAGUCUUAAAACACCGUUCUCGGUGUAUGUCGUCAGCUUGUCCAUCUGUGACCUUUCCAAAUCUCUGAGCAAUGGCAUUAUGAAGACCACCAACAAUUUACAAGUCCACUGGUUUCUAAGCGACCCAUAUUGCUUACUAUCCAUGUUCUGCGCUCGCAUCUUGACAUCCAUUAUGAUGUACAUCCAGGUGCUGAUCAGCUGCAACCGAUGGUGGGCCGUUACCUUUCCCAACCACUACCGUAUACAUCACAACAAAAAAGUCGCGGCGUGUCUGGUUUUUAGUGUGGUGGUGUUUGUUAAUGCGUGGUCGAUACCAGGAUUUAUUUUGGAAGACGUGCAUGAACGCAAGGCAAAGGACAUACGUUACUGUUUCAUACCGUUUGCCAAACCAUCAGUGUAUUUUUACGUAUGUGGCGCCAUCAUCCACCUUCUACCGCAGGCGGUGGUGGUGGGAAUUUAUCCAUUUAUUUAUUACAAAGUACGAGUCGUUCUUCGCAAGAAAACGCAGAUUGGAACGUGUAGUACGUCGCGUGCUGUGAAGCCAGCCGGAUUAGCCCAUUCGGCGUCAGCAACAGGAAGUCUUCGGAGCCAUUUCGCUGGCUCAUUGUCCACAGAGCCGAAUAAUUCCGCGCGACCGUCACCGGCAAAACAGGGGAAUCCUGGCCGAUGGAACUUACCAGGAUCCCGGCAUUUUACGGUGCUGACGGCGCUGUUUAUCAGCGCGACACUGCUGUGGACUCCAACACAUGUGGCCUAUGUUGUCGCCAUGUCCGGAACAUACGUGGAUUUCCGGUUUCUGGGAAUCGCUAAUUUUCUCUUCGCACUUGACUGUACACUGAACCCGCUGUUGUGUAUGCUUCUGUCGAAAGAAUGGCGAAAUGCUGCGGUAGCCAUCUUCCGCUUCCCAAAAUCCCCGCACAACUGA